UAAUUUGUAAGCGUUCGACGUGUAUUAAUACCGACUCAAACUGUUUUAAGUCCCAAAAGAGAAAAAAAAAAGGAAUUCUGGGAAAGUUGAAGAAGAAGAGAAAAUCAAAUCAGAAUGGAAGUGUUUAGCUUUGAGAAAAAGAUUAAGCAUUACAGCAGCUAUCAGAAGAUACUCUUAGCCGGAGAAGGAGACUUCUCUUUUUCUGUUUGCUUAGCUAGAGCUUUUGGCUUGGCUGUCAACAUGGUUGCGACUUCUCUCGACUCCAGAGAGUCUUUGAUGCUGAAUUAUUCAAAAGCUAUGAGCAAUGUGAAGGAGUUAGAGGCCAGGGGAUGCAAAGUAUUGCAUGAGGUGGAUGUCCACAGCAUGAGCCAACACCCUUUCUUGAUUAGGGUAUGCUUUGAUCGCAUAAUCUAUAAUUUUCCUCACGCCGGUUUCUUUUCUUCUGAACGCAACAGGUUACAAAUUUGGUUUCAUCGGGAUUUGGUCAGGGGAUUCCUCAAGAAUGCAUGCGAAAUGCUGACUGCUAUAGGAGAAAUUCAUGUGACACACAAGACAACAUUUCCUUUCAGUGAAUGGAAAAUAGUGGAGUUAGCAAAAGAGGUUGGGUUAUAUCUGGUUGAUGAAGAACAGUUCUCACUAUUGGAUUAUCCAGGUUAUGAAAAUAAGAGAGGAGCUGGGAUGUGUGAUAAAACUUUUCAUGUUGGAAUGUGUAGCACCUUCAAAUUUGCCAAGCUGUUGUACAGUUCUACCACUUCAUGGUCUGGAUGUUCUGGAAUUAAUGGUCCUCACAUGCAACGGGACGAAUACCUCGGUAGGGUGGGUGCAAGUAAAAUCAUGUUGCAUCAGAAUUUUGUGAUGGGAUACUUGAAUAGUUCCAGUGAGAUGCACAGGGCUUCAUAUCCUUUCAGUGACUGGGAAAUGGAGAAGUUAACAAAAGAGGUUGGCUUGUUUUUGGUUAAAGAAGAAGAGUUCUCACCAUGGGACUGUUCAUGUGCUGCUUCCAGUUUCCACCCUGGUACUUUGACCAUUAGUUUAUGGUCAGUUGACAUAGUAGAUAUGGCUUGUUCUUAUUUAGAGAGCUUGGAAAGGAAGAAGCCAAAGCAUGGCCACAAGAAUUUGAGACCUCCAUAAGAUUUGAAGAUUUCCAAUAUCACAAUCCUGACUACCGUUGUUAGAGCAUCUAAGGAAAAUGUCAAAUGUAAAAUAUUAAAUUGAAAUUCUUGUAAAAAUAUAUAUAUAAAUAUAUAAAAUUGA
Molecule: messenger RNA, 1254 nt
Organism: Prunus persica (peach)
Lineage: Eukaryota; Viridiplantae; Streptophyta; Magnoliopsida; Rosales; Rosaceae
Exons: 5
Coding region: 115-1131 (338 amino acids)
Biological process (GO): rRNA base methylation
Cellular component (GO): cytoplasm
Molecular function (GO): rRNA (uridine-N3-)-methyltransferase activity
Source: RefSeq, a predicted model, not a curated record